Hemicordylus capensis (graceful crag lizard) is the source of this 7194-nucleotide messenger RNA. It is a transcript of the gene SS18L1, whose product is annotated as SS18L1 subunit of BAF chromatin remodeling complex. Gene Ontology annotation, cellular component: nucleus. Gene Ontology annotation, biological process: positive regulation of dendrite morphogenesis; positive regulation of transcription by RNA polymerase II. Gene Ontology annotation, molecular function: transcription coactivator activity. The coding region runs from base 207 to 1415 and encodes 402 amino acids. NCBI's taxonomy places the organism in Eukaryota, Metazoa, Chordata, Lepidosauria, Squamata, Cordylidae. The record is from RefSeq and is a predicted model, not a curated record. The transcript has 11 exons.
CGGAGGCUCUUGGUGCAAUGCCCCUGGCUCGUUGCAAGGCGCAGAUUGUACCAUCUGCUCGGGCUCCCCUCCCCAUGCACUGCGGCGAAUGCUGUGCCUUUGCACAGCAAUAGCAGGCAGAUAAUAACAAUAUUAUUGCAGCCUGGGAACCACUAUAUUAUUGACAUUUUUUUGAAAAAAAAGCAAAACAAAAACACCAUCCCACCAUGUCGGUUGCCUUUGCUUCUGCUCGUCCAAGAGGCAAAGGGGAGGUCACCCAGCAAACUAUCCAGAAGAUGCUGGAUGAAAAUCAUCAUCUAAUACAGUGCAUUAUGGACUAUCAAAGCAAAGGCAAAACAGCAGAAUGUACUCAGUAUCAGCAAAUCUUGCACAGAAACCUGGUUUACUUGGCAACAAUAGCAGAUUCUAAUCAGAAUAUGCAGUCCUUGCUUCCUGCUCCACCAACGCAAAACAUGAACCUCGGCCCAGGAGGAAUGAAUCAGAGCGCAUCCAGCCAAUCUCUCCAUUCACAGAGCAAUCUCAGUGAUGCAAUCGGGACAGGCCUUCCACCUUCCUCCCUCAUGCAGAGUCAGAUUAGCAAUGGUCCCAAUCAUGUGUCUAUGCAACAGUCAGGCCAGAACACCAUGCCUACAACUUCCCUGAGCAUGACUGUCAGUAGCCAUGGAACCGGAACCGGCUAUAGCCAUACAGUGCCUGCAUCACAGAAUGUACCAAUGCAAGGCCAGGGGUCAAUAGGCAACUAUGUCUCACGAACAAAUAUCAACGUGCAGUCUAAUCCCGUUUCCAUGAUGCACCAGCAAGCAGCAACGUCGCAUUACAACUCUGCACAAGGAGGGAGCCAGCAUUACCAAGGGCAGUCUUCUAUCGCCAUGAUGAGUCAGAGUAACCAAGGCAGCACCAUGAUGGGCCAGCGACCGAUGGGCCCUUAUCGACCUUCGCAGCAAGGUUCCUCUCAGCAGUACAUGGGCCAGGAGGAAUACUACAGUGAACAAUACAGUCACGGACAAGGCUCAUCGGAGCCCAUGAACCAGCAAUAUUAUCCUGAUGGUCACAGUGAUUACGCAUACCAGCAGUCAUCUUACUCUGAGCAAAGCUAUGACAGAACAUUUGAGGAUUCCACACAGCACUACUAUGAAGGAGGAAAUUCCCAGUAUAGCCAGCAGCAAGCAGGAUACCAACAGGGAGCUGCACAACAGCAAACAUACUCACAGCAGCAAUACCCGAAUCAGCAAAGCUAUCCAGGACAGCAGCAAGGAUAUGGUCCUGCCCAAGGAGCUUCAUCACAGUAUUCCAGCUAUCAACAGGGCCAGGGACAACAAUACGGAAGUUAUAGAGCUUCACAGACAGGACCAACGGCACAGCAACAGAGGCCUUAUGGCUAUGAGCAGGGCCAAUAUGGAAACUAUCAGCAAUAAAACGACAAGCACCUGUGUCAGACUUGUUUCAAUAUUUAUGUCCGUCUUUUGAACUUGGAUGUACGGGCAGGUUUGAUUAAUCGUAAUAUGUUGGUUACCCCUUUUAGCACAAAGGAGCAUCUGUAUGUGAAAUAGUAUUCAUUUCAUGCUGGAUAUCAAGCAGUGCACUACUGGUAACAAAGCAAUGCUUUAAUUGUUUGAUAUAUUUUGGUGCUGUGUAUAGUAUUAUAUGUUGAUCUUCCUCCCCUCCCCCCAAUAUUUGAUGUUUUUAACUAGCUUUAGAAGUUACUAAAUCAUCAGGUUAACUUGUGCCCAGCCCCCACCCAACCACAUCCUCCUUUUUAUGGGGAGUGGGAAAGGCUACAAUAUUAUGUAAUACAUCUAAUCCUGCACAACUGACUUUGUCUUCAUUCUCUGGUAAUGCAGCUAUUCUAGUAUUUGUCACUAAUGCGAAACAUCCCAGAUGUAUUGCAGCUUAUUUCCUUUGUACUUACUUCUGAAACCCAUGGCUCUUAAUUGGACCAUCUUAGGAUAGGGUCAGGGUCAUUUUUUUACACUGAAUUCAUUUAUAUUCUGUGUUGCACAUACGUGUAUGGAUGUAAGUCUGAUUUGCUGAAUUCUUUAAUGUGCAAUGGCAAUUUUUGUACAGCUCUAACCAGGGCUUGCUUAAGCUGCAUUUCCAUGAGCUGUUUACCAUUGAAGUUUAUUGCUGAUUUAACAUGGGGACUGACCUUGCUAGGGUAAGGGGUUAUUAUGGUAAGGGGUAGGGAUGUGCAGAAUUGAUUGCUAUCUAACCAGACCACUGUGAACUGGGCCAGUUUGAGUGGUUCAAUUGCGAACCGCUCCGAAGCAGUUCCGGCUGGUUCGUCAAACUGACUGGCCCAGCUGAUUGGUUCGACCAAACGAUUCCGCAUACCUGUGGUUCAGUCUGAAUUUGGUUAGAAUUUGGACCGAACUGUGUCAACUGUUUCGUGCACACCCCUAGUAAGGGGUAUAUAUAUCCCAUAAAAGGGUUGCACUAAAGAAGCAUUAAGCUGCAGAAAUGUGGGCAAUCAUUCUGUGUAAUCCAGGGGUUUUCAGAUUUGGGCCUCAAGAUAUUGUUUGACUACAACCCCCAUCAUCCCAGCCAUAGUAGCUAUUGUGGAUAGGGAUGAUGGGGUUUUUAGUCAGGGCCCAAGUUUGAACUCUGGGUUUUCACACCAAACUGCCAGAUAUUUGAUCAUGGCUACUUUGGGAAUGGAAGAAUGGGUUUAUUUGGGGUGCAGAUGAGGAAUCUUGUAGCUUGGCAAGGGAAAGUAAUCUCUUUUGUAGCUUUAAUGGUCUUGGAAAGAGUCUGUAAAGUGGGGGGCAGGGGCGCCCUUUCCUAGCUGCAAGAACUAACAUAAAGAGAAUAUUUUAUAUGCCUAGAUACAUUUUCCCACAUGUAACUUACGAUACAAACAAGAUAUUUAUGUUGAGGUUACUUAGAGGUUAUCUAAUUUGCUCAAGUCCCACUAAAACUGUAUCGGCUUUAUGUUUACGUUAGAGCACUUUCUAUACAGAACAGUCUAGGCCAAGGAUUCUCAACGUUGGGUCCCCAGAUGUUAUUGGACUUCAAUUCUGAGAACCCCCAACCAAAGGCCACUGGGGCUGGGGAUUAUGGGAGUUGAAGUCCAAAAACAUCUGGGGACCCAACGUUGAGAAUCCCUGGUCUAGGCUUCAUCCAUGUUUUAGAGCAGGGGUAGGCAACCUUGGCUCUCCAGCUGUUGUUGAACUACAAUUCCCAUCAUUCCCCCACCACAAUAAAUUGUGGCUGGUGGUGGUGAAAGUUGUAAUUCAACAACAGCUGGAGAGCCAAGGUUGCCUACCCCAUGCUAGAUGAUAACAAAAUAUACCUUUGAGAUGCCCUGCAGUGAAAAUCCCCUCAAGCUGCUUCAUCGAUUCUUGGUAUAUACAUGUACAAAACGUCCACCUAUUUCAGUGGUGGGAAGAUAUUGGGUAGGUGCCUUAUCAGGUGGCAAAACCGUCACAUGCUGUUGGAUUAAUAAAAGUGAACUGCUCCAGCCUGGGAGGGAAUUUGCUGUUCCCCCACUACCGAGUGUCUCCCAAGGAAACUCCCUCCUUCCCUCUUCAGAUUGUAAAGGUGUGAAUUUUCCACCAUGGCAACAGUUCAUUGCAGGAUUGCAAGCAAUUCCCAUUGUGGGAGAAAGUCCACUGUGGCAGCUUUUGAAGGCAGCUUAGGACUCUGUGUGGCAGCUUAGGACUCUGACCUUUUAAGAUCCAUUGUCUUCUGAUUUUUAAUAUAUGCACUUUCUGAUCGUUUAUAACAAACAGUGUAGGGGAACUGACUAAGACCUGUAGGAUGUGAUCCAGCCAAAAUGAAAUGUAAGAUCUCACUGAUGAACUAGAUACUAGGAUUGAAUUGAGCAGUAUAUUAGAAGUCAGUAUAGCUUCAUUGCCUGCCCUAGCUGACAGGAAGCUGUAAUCAGUUUUUAUUGCAGUGUAUCAAUCACUGUUGCAUGUCUACUUACGCUGAUGCGAGUUUCCCAGAGAGCAGAUUUGCUGUCCACUCUUUCUGAUUCUUCCAGUGUUCCCUUUUUCAGAUUUUCCAGCAAACACUAUAGCCAUAAACAAAACAAAAUCAGCUUUACAGACCUCUGCUUCUACAGUUCUUCCUUGCUCUUUCAAUUUCAGCACCUUGACAGUAGCUCAGAAAUGACAUGUUUGUUUCAAGUAGAGCAGAUAUUCACAUCUAAAUGUGGACUUCUAUUAUGCUUAACAGACCGGAGCCCCACAAUUUAAAGAAAUCCAGAGCGUGGAGAAAUACAGAGGCUCUGGUGUUGAAAAAGCACUGACAAUCACACAUUUUAGUGCUUGUUCGUUCUGUGUCUCUUGGUCACACUUCUGGCAGUAAAGCAAGCCCUCAUUUGGGGAAUGGGGUCUGUGUGUGUGGAUACUGAGACUGUAAUGUGGUAAGGAUAUGGUGGUGAGGGGGAAAUGGAGGCAACGUGCCUUGUGUUCCUCCCUCCCCCCGGUUUCCUGCAGCACUUCUUCACAAUUGUUGUGUUGCUGUUUAUCAGUAGUAUAGUCGAGCCCAGAGCUCACCCACCUGCUAGAAAAUCUGGCAGUAUCUGAGACGUUGGGGCUGUUCACACAACCAUUGAGAGCGCCAGGGAGCACGAGAGGGGGGAAGGUAGGAGAGCUUCCCCUCAGACAAUCUAGUGCUUUUGCAAGUUGUGUGGCAUUCUGGAGGCUGGGAAAAUGCGUCCUGGCCUCCAGAUAUCCCACUAUGCACCGUGUGAUGAGCACGGUGCAUUGAGGGAUUCUCCCCGUGAGUCAAGCACUCUGGGCACCCAGCUCACGCCCUUUUACCCAGGUAAAGAGUCAGGUAAACAUCCUGGGCUACCCAGGAGGUCAGCGCCGGGAUCAACCUUGAUCCCAGCACUUCAUAGGAGCAGCCCUACCUGGGUGGGGCUGCUCGUGUGAACAGCCUUCAUAUGUGACAGGUAAAGGGGCACUGGGACUCUGAGAGAACUCACUGUGGAAUGUUCCAUGAGCUUCCGUAUUCUAAGAAUAUUGGAGUCACUGCAUUACCUGAUACAGCAGGCGUUCUCAAAUGUGGGCCUCCAGAUGUUGCUGGACUACAGUUCCCAUCAUCCCUUGACACAAUGACAUUGGUUCCCAGAUCUUGAUGGACUAAAACUCCCAACAUUUCCAAUCACAAUGGCCAGAGGGGGUAAAUGGGAGCUGUAGUCCAACAGUAGUUGGGCGACCAGGUUUGAGAAGCCCUGUGUGACAGCAAUUGACUGAUGUGGCUCAGGACAGCCAAGUUUUCUGCCUUUUGAUGCUGGAUUCCCCUUUAGUAUGCCCCAAAGGGAGUCACACUUACCUUUCCACAGACACUGCUGAACUUUGAAAAUGAGUACCGCCCAUCGUAUGGCAUUACAAAUAAAUGAAGUGUAUUUCAUUUUGUAGAGAUUUGGCAAGAUGUCCCUGUCUUCAGCUAAGAACUGAAAAUUACUGGGCUUACAAAUAAAUAAACAAACCAAUAAAAGAUGAAUUUGAACACAGUCCAGAGAACUUCAGGCACAGUGGAUGUCCACUUACCCAUUACUAUGGCCAGAGGUGCACACAGCACCCAGACACGGACUGUUCUGUGGCAUGUGACACAUGUGGUUUAUGCAUGUGCUCACUGAAUUGCUGAAUACUUACUGGUGAUCUCCUGCACCGAAAACCUUUGUACCAUGGAGAUAAAAUGGUUUACAGAAACCUUUUAGAACAUUGGCUCGGCUGGAGGGGAAGAAUAUAGUGUAUCCCUUGUGGAAUAUUAGCAUUUUAUUUUUGUCCAAACUGCUGGACACUUUAAGUUUUAUGAGGAGAUACUAACUUCUAAAAACUAUGGAGCUUCAGAAAAUACAGAUGUGAGCCUAAACAUUUCAUUGUUCGUUGUUUAGAUAAAUAACCCAGCUACUAUGAGACUUUGGAAAGACUGAUAAUAGCAAAUCUAGAUAUAUGUGUGAGUUACAAUGGUAAGAGACUUUAUCAUUAAAGUACUGGUCACAAUCUGCCCUUAUUUAUUUUAACUUAUUUAUGUACUGCAUAUAGCCAGGUCUAAUGUGGUUUACAACUGAUUAAUUGUAAAAGUGGCAUUUGGGUAGCUGCCUAUUAAGUAGAAUAACCAUUUCCCCCUCACCUUCGUUUUUGUCUUCCUGUUUCUGAAAUUCUCAUGCAACGAAGGAGAGGUAGGGCCUUGUCUCUAAUUUUGUCAUGCCACAUAGUACGAUGGGUUGAUUGCCCCCAACCUCCUCAGCCAUCUGCUUAGUCAUACCUGCAGCAGAAGAUCACACAGCCUGGUUACUGCAGAGCAGGCCUGCUCAACUUUGACCCCCCCAGCUGUUUCUGGACUACUGCUCCCAUAAUCCCCAGCCACAGUGGCCAAUAGCCAGGAAUUAUGGGAGUUGUAGGCCAACAUCUUCAGAAGGGCCAAAGUUGAGGAGCUCUGCUAUAGAAUGAUUGGUGACUGUCUAGUGGGAGCAUUCACAACAGUCUGUGGCAAGAAGCCAUAUGCCUAUGGUGUCCUAUUCCCUGGCCAGCAGCCAUUGCAGUGUCUCUAGCUAUUGGAAGCAGUGCCCAUAGUUCUUUCACUGCAGCUGUUCCAUAGGGUCUCCUGCCCUACAACAGCUUUCCAAGGCAUUUGCCAGGUCUUGGCUUUCUGUGGUAGCACAAGGGGACCACACCAGUGCAGCUCUGCUGGGAACCUUUUUUGGAUUGCACCAUAACGGGGCAUUGGAAGAAAUAUGGCUACCUUUACAUGACAAUUGAUCAGAAAAAUGCACCCUGCAUUGCUCCUUACCAGCGUUGACAUUUGCUUUUCAUGUGGUUUUUAGCAUUGCUGAAAAUAAUUUUUGAAAGAAGCAUUAAAAAAAACCCAAACCACAGCAACAUCACAUCAGUUGGAAAUGUCUUACAUUAAGAAUUUCUUGAAUGUUGUGUAUAUACUGUAUUUGAAAGAGCGCUUUGGAAAUAGUUUGUACAUUAUUUCCUAAUUUAUACAUGAUUUUUAGUGUUAAUAUUUCUAACUGUUAAUAACAAAAUAUUUAAUGUGUUGUCCAUUUUUAUGUAUUGUUGUGGAAACAAAAGGUAAUGCCAGCAUUUUGACUUUUUUCAUUAACUGUACCAUAUUUCUGUUUUGUAAUACAGAAUGUUUGAAAAUGUUUUAGGUUAAAAUGAAUUGAUUGUGAAGCCAAGUAAUGGUACUUUUUGUAUGAUGGAAAGACUUUUAAAAGGACUAGUGUAAUCA